AUACGUACACACCAACAGAUCCCCAGCUCCAUGCUCAUAGCUUAGCAAUGCACUGAGUGAGAGAGAGAGAGUGUUAAAUUGUGUUUCAACAGUGAGCUGCUCUCUUUUGACAAAAUGGAUCCAGAUGCCUUCUCAGCCAGCUUAUUCAAGUGGGACCCAAGAGCCGCCGUGCCACCACCGCCCACCCGCCUCCUCGACGCGGUUGCUCCGCCUCCUCCGCCGCCGCCAGUGGCGGCUUACGCCGUCCGGCCGAGGGAACUCGGAGGGCUGGAAGACUUGUUCCAAGCCUACGGCAUCAGAUACUACACGGCGGCGAAGAUAGCUGAGCUGGGAUUCACUGUGAACACCCUCAUGGACAUGAAAGAAGAAGAGCUCGAUGAUAUGAUGAAUAGUCUCUCUCAGAUUUUCCGGUGGGACUUACUUGUUGGAGAGAGGUAUGGUAUCAAAGCUGCCGUGAGAGCGGAGCGUCGCCGCCUCGACGAGGAAGACACGAGGCGGCGCCACUUCCUCUCCGCCGACACGACUAAUGCUCAUGAUGCACUCUCGCAGGAAGGGUUGUCGGAGGAGCCAGUGCAGCAAGAGAAGGAAGCAGUGGGAAGUGGCGGCGGCGGUGGUGGAGGUGGAGGAGGAAUGUGGGAGGUGGUGGCGGCGGCAUGUGGGAAGAAGAAGAAGCAGCAGCAGCAGCAGCGGCGGCGAAAGAAGGGGGAGGGGAGAAUGACAUCGUUGGAAGACGAUGAUGGAAGUGACGAUGGUGGUGGUGGUAGUGAUCAGAGGCAGAGAGAGCACCCGUUCAUCGUGACGGAGCCGGGGGAGGUGGCGCGUGGGAAAAAGAACGGCCUUGAUUACCUCUUCCAUCUCUACGAGCAGUGCCGUGAGUUCUUGAUUCAAGUCCAGAAUAUUGCCAAGGAGCGUGGUGAAAAAUGCCCUACCAAGGUAACAAACCAGGUUUUUAGGUACGCCAAGAAGGCCGGUGCGAGCUACAUAAACAAGCCCAAGAUGCGACACUACGUCCAUUGCUAUGCCCUGCACUGCCUCGAUGAAGAGGCAUCCAAUGCACUGAGAAGAGCUUUCAAGGAGAGAGGUGAAAAUGUUGGGGCAUGGAGGCAGGCUUGCUACAAGCCUCUCGUAGCCAUCGCAGCACAACAAGGUUGGGACAUUGAUGCCAUAUUCAAUGCCCAUCCACGUCUCGCCAUAUGGUAUGUUCCCACAAAGCUUCGUCAGCUCUGCCACGCUGAGCGCAGCAAUGUUGGUGGUGGCGGUGGUUCUAGCUCUGUAUCCGGUGGCAGGGCUGAGCACUUGCCUUUCUGAAGGUCUAGGGUUUUGGGGUAUUUGUUUCAAGUUCUCAAGGAUUUGCUAACUCUUUGGUGUAUGAUGAAAUGGACCAACUCUUUGGUGUGUGUGAUGAAAUGGAUGUGAUUCGGGUAAA
Messenger RNA from Camellia sinensis, 1426 nucleotides. It is a transcript of the gene LFY, whose product is annotated as floral meristem identity control protein LEAFY. Lineage: Eukaryota; Viridiplantae; Streptophyta; Magnoliopsida; Ericales; Theaceae. Gene Ontology annotation, biological process: regulation of DNA-templated transcription. Gene Ontology annotation, molecular function: DNA binding. The record is from RefSeq and is a predicted model, not a curated record.